AUGAAAGAAAAAGAAGAAAGAGAAGCUAGAAAGCUAAAGGACAAAGAAAUAAAAAGUAUUAGGAAACAGAAAAAAAAGGAAGAGCAAGAACGAAAACAGAAGGAGAAGGUGGACCUUAAGAAAAAACGUCUAUUUACUGAGAAGCAGAUCAUGUCAGCGAGCAUGUAUGUAUGUGGCGACUGUAAAGAGAAGGGGAGGCCAGAUGAUGACAUUAACGGCAUUCUUUGGUUCGGCUGCGAUGAAGAGACAUGUGGAUUAUGGUUUCAUGAGCAUUGUCUGACACAACAGGCCAAGGAAUAUCUUUGGGAAAGUUUAGAAAAUGGGGAGGAGUGGUUUUGCCACAGGUGUAAGCCGUGGCUUUACGAGGAGUAG
Mercenaria mercenaria is the source of this 372-nucleotide messenger RNA. RefSeq lists its product as uncharacterized. The transcript has 2 exons. NCBI's taxonomy places the organism in Eukaryota, Metazoa, Mollusca, Bivalvia, Venerida, Veneridae. The record is from RefSeq and is a predicted model, not a curated record. The coding region runs from base 1 to 372 and encodes 123 amino acids.